This is a messenger RNA of Notodromas monacha, 1140 nucleotides long. The record is from the annotation of a GenBank genome assembly. Lineage: Eukaryota; Metazoa; Arthropoda; Ostracoda; Podocopida; Cyprididae.
AUGCCAGCGAAUCGAGAGCCCGACAGCGUGAAUUCCCCGUCGUUCAACGACUCCCAGAGUUUUCAAGAAAGCGGAAUUUUCGACGGCAGCUGUUCCAUCAGCGAUGCCGUGAGCGAGUCCACGCAGACCGACGAUGCUGACGUGUCUGACGACUGCCCAAAGGUCGACGACGUUGACACCAAGACCCAGCAGAAACGCAAAAAGAUGAAGAUGAUGUCCAAGCCGAAACCCGUGGCUGUUUUCAAAGACGAAUCGUCGUCAUCCUGCGUAGACUCGCAUUCUUCAUCCGGCGCGAAUGAUGACGAGGAUGACGAAGAAUGCGGGGUUCGCGUGUCCGUUGUCAAGAGACUGGAGUCGGAAAAGGCGAGGCUGGCUGAAGAGGCUGAGAGCUGGAAAUCGCGUGCGGAAACCCUUGCGAGAGACGUUGAGUUGUUGGAUUACUUGGAGACAGUGUUGAAACAGGCAGACAGAAACUUCAAGGAAAUCGAGGUGGAAAAUGCUAGAAUUCAGGAUGAGCUCGCUGAGGCGCAAGCGCAUGAGUGUCGAGUGAUCCACGUGUGUCGACACGCCACUUUUCCAUCGUCACAUGAGGACGAGUUUCCGGGCGACGAACGACUCGUCAUUCCCACCAACAGGGUUAGAAUGCCAGCGAAUCGAGAGCCCGACAGCGUGAAUUCCCCGUCGUUCAACGACUCCCAGAGUUUUCAAGAAAGCGGAAUUUUCGACGGCAGCUGUUCCAUCAGCGAUGCCGUGAGCGAGUCCACGCAGACCGACGAUGCUGACGUGUCUGACGACUGCCCAAAGGUCGACGACGUUGACACCAAGACCCAGCAGAAACGCAAAAAGAUGAAGAUGAUGUCCAAGCCGAAACCCGUGGCUGUUUUCAAAGACGAAUCGUCGUCAUCCUGCGUAGACUCGCAUUCUUCAUCCGGCGCGAAUGAUGACGAGGAUGACGAGGAAUGCGGGGUUCGCGUGUCCGUUGUCAAGAGACUGGAGUCGGAAAAGGCGAGGCUGGCUGAAGAGGCUGAGAGCUGGAAAUCGCGUGCGGAAACCCUUGCGAGAGACGUUGAGGUUUUGUCUCAGAAAUUGAGGAAUUUGGAAUUUGCCGAGAAAUCUGCCAGGCAGCAGAUCAAAGCGUGA